Molecule: messenger RNA, 3087 nt
Organism: Artibeus jamaicensis (Jamaican fruit-eating bat)
Lineage: Eukaryota; Metazoa; Chordata; Mammalia; Chiroptera; Phyllostomidae
Product: sal-like protein 4
Exons: 1
Coding region: 1-3087 (1028 amino acids)
Biological process (GO): regulation of transcription by RNA polymerase II
Cellular component (GO): nucleus
Molecular function (GO): RNA polymerase II cis-regulatory region sequence-specific DNA binding; DNA-binding transcription factor activity, RNA polymerase II-specific
Source: RefSeq, a predicted model, not a curated record
AUGCCAAGGCUCAAGCAGGUGAAACCACAACACAUCAACCUGGAGAAAGACCAGGGAGAGCAACAGCCACAGCAGCAGGUCCCAGAGUUUACACAUGUAGCCCCAGCAGUGCCUGUGGCAGGGGAGCUGGGUGCUCCAACGAACUAUGUAGGUACUGGUGAUGAGAUGAAUGGGGACCAAGUGAUGGUAAAGAGGCCUCAUUGGGAGGAGACUCACAUCUGUGAGAAAUGUUGUGGAGAGUUCUUUAGCUCCUCCGAGUUCUUAGAACAUAAGAAAAAUUGCACUGAAUGUCUACCUGUCUUCAUCAUGAAUGACAGUGAGAGACUAGUGCCUUUGGAAGAUUCCUCUGGGGCUGUGCUGAGCCACCAGCCACAGAGUUCAAGCAGUAAGGACAGUUACAGGGAGGAUGGUGGUAGCUCAGGGGACAUGAAGGAGAAGCCAGGGAUGAAGUCUGUUCUAUACUUAAAGAAGGAGACUACCUUGCCCUCCCUACCCCAAGACUUAAGCUGUUUACCCAAAGGCAAUGUGACCAACACUAAUGUGAUUCUUCAAGCAAUACCAGGCACCAGGGUGGCGGUGAGCCAGAGGAGUGCGAAUGCACCGCCUUCCCCCCUGCCUGUUGCCGACAGCGUCCCAUCGGUCCUGGAGCAGAUCUUCUGUCUGCAGCAGCAGCAGCUACAGCAGAUUCAGAUGAUUGAGCAGAUCCGCAUCCAGAUGGACACGUGGGCCACUGAUCCCCUCCACUCUGGCAUGGUGGGAGCUGACAACCUUAACACCUCAGGCAACCGUGUGUUUCAGCCGGUUUCUGCAGCAGUGGCUUCGCCCAGUCAGAAAGCUGGAAGCCAAGGAUUGCCAUUGGACACCUUGAAACAAGCCAAGCUACCUCACACGAACAUCCCUUCCACCACCAGCUCUGUGUCCCCAGCACUGACGUCCUCCGCCCUGAGGCUGGAUGGGCCGAGGGUGCUCCCUGGCCACCUUCCAGGUACUUUGCUACCUGAGACCCCGAGCUCUGUGGUCUCCCAGAGCCCUUUCCGCACUGCACCAAUAGAUCUGUCCAAGAAAAGGAAAGCGAAGCCACCCAACACAUUCCUGGUGCGUAUGAAACCCAAAAAUCGGCCUGUCUUCUAUGAGCAUGUGUGUAAGUACUGUGGCAAGGUUUUUGAUACUGAUAGCUCCUUGCAGAUCCACCUCUCUUCUCAUACUGGAAAGAGACUCUUUGCAUGCUCUAUCUGUGGUCACUGGUUCACCACUGAAGGCAAACUGAAGACACACUUUUAUCAGCAUCUCCAGGCGAAGGCAACCCCCCAGGUGUCUGCUGAGUUCCCCAACAACAUGGCGACAGGGAGUGGUGCUCGCUGUGCACGCUCUGUACCUGUCCCUGUAGAUGAAUCUAGUGUCUCUUUAGACUGCAGACCUGUCCCGGUACCAGGGACCCCCAAUGUAGGGCUACCUCAGAAUUUCUCUUUGGUGAGUAAUCCCAAGGACCUAAAGUGUGGCCCACUGGCCAAAGACCUGCAUCCUAGACCUUCUCCAGAAAGUGGGGAUGGAUCCAUGUACUCUGGGGCGGGGCCAAGCCAUAAUUUCCCGAGGGUUGGUAGUUUCCAAGGGACAGGAAGACCUGAGCUGGGGUCACAGACCCUGAAGUUGCAGCAGAUGGUGAAGAAUGUUGACAAGGCCUCUACUGACCCCAAUGAAUGUGCCAUUUGCCACCGUGCCUUUAGCUGCCAAAGCUCCCUCAGAUUGCAUUAUCGCACCCACACUAGGGAGAGGCCAUUCCGGUGUAGAAUCUGUGACCGAGCCUUCUCCACCAAAGGCAGCCUGAAGACACACUUAGGGGUUCACCAAACCAACACCUGUGUAAAGACGCAGUAUUCGUGCCCCAUCUGCCAGAAGAAGUUCACCAAUGCGGUCAUGUUGCAGCAGCACAUCCGGAUGCACACGAGCGGUCAGAUUCCCAACACGCCCCUGCCAGAGAAUCCCUGUGUCUCUGCAGGUCCUGAGCUGAUGGUAAUCAGUGAGAGUAGCAGCACAAGCACCGUCUGUCACAAUGACAUCGAAUGCAUUGAUGUAGACAAAGUCGGCUCCCAGGAUGCCCCCAGCAGCUCCUCGAAGGUCCCUGUGCCUCUUUCCAGCAUCCACUUGGCAUCACCCGCAGUAGAAUUUACCAUGGUGACCCCCUCUAAUGCCCCAGGAAAGGUGAGCUCUGCUCCUGUGGUCCUGCAGCAGCAGAGCAGCAGGGGAAAGGGUUCAGUGAAAAGUGGUGGCUCGAUCGACUCAUCCUCAGUGACGGGAAGCCUGCAGUAUCAGAGCCCAAGUCCAGACGUCCUGAAGAUCACAUCUUUUCAAGAUAGUCAAGCAGAAAGCAUCAAGUUUAAGUCUCCUGAUGCUGGUGGCAAAACAGAGAGGUUGGAGAACAGCCUCACCGAGAUGGAAGGUUCAAGCAUUCUCCCAUCUGACCGAGCCCAACCAGCCCAUGCCAAAAUUAAAGUUAGUGGUGCAUUUGGAUCCUCAGUUAUGUCCCCAGGCAUGACAUCUUUGUUAAUGGCCCAACGAGGCCAACAGGGCAAGCAAUAUGGCUGCACAUGGUACAGGGAGAACCAGUCAUCAGCCAGUGCUCUUCAGAUUUGUGAGCAGACACACACUGAGAGGAAGCCUUUUGUGUGUAACAUAUGUGGACAAGGUUUCACCACCAAAAGCAAGCUGCAGGUCCACUAUAUGACUCAUGGUACUAACAAUAGCUCUGCACACUGUGGGAGGAAGCAGGCAGUAGGGAACACCACGGAUCUGUUAGGAGCAGAUGGAAAGAAGCUCCCCGAGAUGUCUCCCCAAGCAAUCACGGUCCCUUCAGUGAGCAUGGGUCCUGUUAUGGGGAACCAGUACGCUAACAUGCCCAAUGAGGGCCUGGCCAGGAAGACCAACAAGAUCUCAGUGAUCAAGAUUGUAGGCAUUUCUACUCCCCCAGCCUCCCUGGGGGCCAGCUCCCUUGGCAGUAGCACCACUGUCUCCAAGAAAGAUUCACCACGUUCCCAAACACCAGUUCCCUCACUUACUGGAGGAAAACAAGGUAGCGGUCAGCUAAACUAA